This is a messenger RNA of Necator americanus (New World hookworm), 531 nucleotides long. RefSeq lists its product as uncharacterized. Lineage: Eukaryota; Metazoa; Nematoda; Chromadorea; Rhabditida; Ancylostomatidae. The record is from RefSeq and is a predicted model, not a curated record. The transcript has 6 exons. The coding region runs from base 1 to 531 and encodes 176 amino acids.
AUGCUUGUGAUUCUUUCAUUGAUAAUGUAUCUGCUCUUCUAUAUUUUCAUGCUUUCCUGUAUCAUUAUUACAUGUGGCGCUGACAAGAAUCGGGAGAAAGUGCAUGUGGAAAGAAGACAAGAACUGAAGAAUCGACAACGAGAUGCUAUGCUAUCAGGUCGUCCUGUGCAGACGGUGAUUGAGGAAGUGGAACCGCUUAUGAUGCGUUCAACAUCCAGACUCUCUUGCGUUCGCGAUAUGCCUGACUUUGCAUCGUUAGAGAAAGUGCAAAAAGCUAAGCAAAAAGAACUUGGAGCCGGCGCAACGGUGCCGAAGCCCGUCGAAGAACCUCAAUUCACUCCGAUAAAAUCAAUUGAAUGUGCUCAAGGUGAUUUGGCGGUAGAACUCAGUGAACUCCAUGACAUAGUUGGAAGAAACGGCGACGGAAACAUUAUGGGCUGUCCAGGCAUCAACAUUCUCGACGAGGAAGUGUUGACUGCUGUUCUUAUGGAUGAAGAGGAUGAUGAAGGCUUCUACAAUGUCCCACUCUAA